This is a messenger RNA of Suncus etruscus (white-toothed pygmy shrew), 1486 nucleotides long. RefSeq names its product branched chain amino acid transaminase 2 (gene BCAT2). The coding region runs from base 22 to 1083 and encodes 353 amino acids. The transcript is spliced from 9 exons. NCBI's taxonomy places the organism in Eukaryota, Metazoa, Chordata, Mammalia, Eulipotyphla, Soricidae. The record is from RefSeq and is a predicted model, not a curated record. Gene Ontology annotation, biological process: L-valine biosynthetic process; L-leucine biosynthetic process. Gene Ontology annotation, cellular component: mitochondrion. Gene Ontology annotation, molecular function: branched-chain-amino-acid:2-oxoglutarate transaminase activity.
GCUGCAGACCUGCAGCUGGAGAUGACCAGGGCCCCACAGAAGAAGCCGGACCCCAACGAGGCGCUCAUCUUCGGCAAGACCUUCACCGACCACAUGCUGAUGGUGGAGUGGAGCUCCGACAAGGGCUGGGCCCAGCCCCGCAUCCAGCCCUUCCAGAAUCUCUCCUUGCACCCCGCCUGCUCUGCGCUCCACUACUCCCUUCAGCUCUUCGAGGGCAUGAAGGCCUAUAGGGGCCCCGACGGGAACGUUCGCCUUUUCCGCCCCUGGCUCAACAUGGACCGAAUGCUGCGCUCAGCCCUGCGCCUCUGCCUGCCGAGCUUCGACAAGGCCCAGCUGCUGGAAUGCAUCCGACGGCUGAUCGAGGUGGACAAGGAAUGGGUCCCCAGCAGCUCGGGGACCAGCCUCUACGUGCGACCAGUGCUGAUCGGCAACGAGCCGUCGCUGGGGGUCACCCACUCCUCCAGGGCCCUGCUGUAUGUCAUCCUCUGCCCGGUGGGUGCCUACUUUCCCGGAGAUGCCCUGAGCCCCGUCUCCCUCAUGGCCGACCCCACCUUCAUCCGGGCCUGGGUGGGCGGCGUCGGCGACUGCAAGCUGGGGGGAAACUAUGGACCCACAGUGUUUGUGCAGCACGAGGCCAAGCGGAAGGGCUGUGAGCAGGUGCUGUGGCUGUUUGGGCCUGACCAUGAGCUCACUGAGGUUGGCACCAUGAACAUCUUCAUCUACUGGACCUACGAGGAUGGGGUGCUGGAGUUGGUGACACCCCCGCUGGACGGUGUCAUCCUGCCCGGGGUGGUCAGGCAGAGCCUUUUGGAUCUGGCACAGUCCUGGGGUGAUUUUCGGGUGUCCGAGCGGAAGAUCACCAUGAAGGAGCUGAUGCGGGCGCUGAAGGAGGGCCGGGUUCGAGAAGUCUUCGGGUCAGGCACCGCCUGCCAGGUCUGCCCGGUGAACCAGAUCCUGUACCAAGGCCAGAACCUGCAAAUCCCCACCAUGGAAAACGGCCCCGAGCUCAUCCACCGCUUCCUGAAGGAGCUGAAGGCAAUUCAGUAUGGAACCAAAGAACACAAGUGGAUGCUGCAAGUGUGAUGCGGCGCCAUCUGCGGCCCCCUCGACCCACCAACCUGGAUUUCUAGGCCCUGCUGGACCCUCAUCUCCCUCCAGAAGACUCACCCAAGUGCAAUAAGAUUGGGGGGGUGGGAUGCCUGGGUCUCUGGGCCCCUCACGAUCGCUACACUCCCAAAGCCAAAAGGGCCAGACCCAGGCGUCUUGGCCCCGAGCCCUCUCAGGCCUGGGGAUCUAGAUCCCCGCAGCUCCGUUUUUUGGGGGGUCAAGAGUGCGCUUUGACCCCCCGACUCCACCUCUCUCUGUUUCAGGCCGGGUCUUCCGGCAGUGCCAUUGAUAUAGAUUUAUAUAUAUAUAUAUAUAUGUAUUUGUUUGUUUGUUUUUUUCCAUUCUUGCUGCAAUUUUGAAAUAAAAUACCAAAGAACAA